This is a messenger RNA of Trifolium pratense (red clover), 2183 nucleotides long. RefSeq names its product AP2/ERF and B3 domain-containing transcription factor RAV1-like. The record is from RefSeq and is a predicted model, not a curated record. The transcript has a single exon. Gene Ontology annotation, molecular function: DNA binding; DNA-binding transcription factor activity. Lineage: Eukaryota; Viridiplantae; Streptophyta; Magnoliopsida; Fabales; Fabaceae. The coding region runs from base 672 to 1817 and encodes 381 amino acids. Gene Ontology annotation, biological process: regulation of DNA-templated transcription.
UAUGAUCUUAAUAUAGUGGAAGCAUCAAAUCAAACAUGUUUACAUAUAUGAUUAAAAACAAGUUAAAUAUAGAGAGAAAUAGAAAGAAAGAGUAGACCAUGCUGAGAGGUUGUGCACACAGUAACAUCAUAAUUCAGGGGGGAUGAACUUCACUUAAUCAAGGUCCACCCUCCUCAUGUGACUCCAUUAUCAACUUGAUAAUAAGUGGGUCCUAUUUCACAUCCCAAGCCCACAACUCAAAAAUACAUACACCAAAAGUCAUGAACUUGCAACAGAACAUAGAUGAUAGAAUAGACCCACCAUUUUCCUUUUUUACCCCUUCCAUUCCAUUCCUUAUAGUCCCCUCUUUCACACCCAUGAAUCUUCCUAGUUCCAUCCCUAUUUCAGUUGACCCACACCAUUCCCAACCCUACACUCCCAAAUAUUUAUUUAACUAUUAUUAAACACUAAAUUAAUCAACUAGUUAUCACCUCAUUAUUUUAAAUUGUCUCAACUAAGCAUAUUUGCUAUUAUAAUAAUAUUAAAGUAAAUAACAAACUAACUAGCUAUAGAUACAUAUUUACAUGUACAAGUUCCCUCUAUAUAUAUUCCUUCCUCAAACAACUCCUAUUCCCACACAAACAUACAACAACUCUCUUCUUUUGCUUCAUACAACAAACACAAAAUAAAAAAUGGAUGGAGGUAGUUGCAUAGAUGAAAGCACCACCACCGAAUCACUUUCCAUAACAAUACCACCAAUGAAGAAACUGUCGACGCCGCCUCCGAACAGCCUAUGCCGCGUCGGUAGCGGCGCGAGCGCGGUCGUGGACUCCGACGGCAGCGGCGUUGGAGAAGCCGAGUCACGGAAGCUUCCCUCAUCCAAGUACAAAGGCGUGGUGCCACAACCAAACGGCCGUUGGGGAGCACAGAUUUAUGAAAAGCAUCAGCGCGUGUGGCUUGGUACCUUUAACACAGAAGAUGAAGCUGCAAGAGCUUAUGACGUCGCAGCGCAACGGUUCCGCGGAAAAGACGCUGUAACUAACUUCAAACCACUCUCCAAUGAUGACAACGACGACAUGGAAGUCGAGUUUCUUAACUCGCAUUCCAAGUCAGAGAUCGUUGACAUGUUAAGAAAACACACAUACAAUGACGAGUUAGAACAGAGUAAGCGCAGCCGUGGCUUUAUCAACAGAAGAAGCCACGGAGGCCUAAACUAUUCUAACCUCGCCAGUUUCCAAUCCAGCGAGAAAAAGGCGCGUGAGGAUCUAUUCGAGAAGGUUGUUACUCCCAGCGACGUCGGGAAACUAAACAGGCUAGUUAUACCGAAACAACACGCUGAGAAGCAUUUUCCGUUACAGAAAGCUGUCGAUUGCGGCACUGAUGGAAGGGCCGCAGCGACGGCUGCAGGGAAGGGAGUGCUUUUAAAUUUUGAAGACGUUGGAGGGAAAGUAUGGCGGUUUAGAUACUCUUAUUGGAACAGUAGCCAAAGCUACGUUCUAACUAAAGGAUGGAGCCGGUUCGUUAAAGAGAAGAAUCUGAAAGCCGGUGAUACGGUUUGUUUUCAACGGUCUACUACUGGACCGGAUAAACAGCUCUUUAUUGAUUGGAAAGCAAGAAAGAAUGUUAAUGAAGUUGGAUUGUUUGUUCCGGUUGGACCGGUUGUUGAGUCGGUUCAGAUGGUUCGGUUAUUUGGGGUUAAUAUUUUGAAACUCCCUGGAUCCGAUGUUAAUAAUAAUGGUAAUGCUAUUGCUGAAUUAUGCAUUAAUGGAAAAAGGAGGGAGAUGGAAAUGUUUACUUUGGAUUCUUGCAAGAAGCCUAAGAUUAUUGGAGCUUUGUAACAUUACAUUAACUUUUUUUUUUUUUUUUUUUUGUUUUUGUUUUUUUUUUUUGAGUUUUUGUGACUGAUGAAAAAAUGGAUCUCAAAAAAAAAAAAAAGGGAGAUUACGGUACAAGAACAGUAUUAGUACUUUAGUUGCAAGUUGUUGCAAAGGUGAAUUGUAUAUUACUUAAUUAGAAGAAGAAAAGGAAAAGGUGAAAGUAGGUAACAAAACUGGACAGGGAAAAAGUGUUUUGAAAGGAUUUAAAGGAGAAAAGAUAACUGUUUUAAUUGUAUAAAUAUGUUUUGUGUAUAUUAUUUCAUGCAUAAGAUGAUGAUGUGUUGUAAUCCAUGAACUUGCAGCAACAUGAGAAUUAGUUUCUUUCUA